Molecule: messenger RNA, 1413 nt
Organism: Lolium rigidum
Lineage: Eukaryota; Viridiplantae; Streptophyta; Magnoliopsida; Poales; Poaceae
Product: transcription factor bHLH128-like
Exons: 6
Coding region: 83-1150 (355 amino acids)
Biological process (GO): regulation of transcription by RNA polymerase II
Cellular component (GO): nucleus
Molecular function (GO): protein dimerization activity; DNA-binding transcription factor activity, RNA polymerase II-specific; RNA polymerase II cis-regulatory region sequence-specific DNA binding
Source: RefSeq, a predicted model, not a curated record
GUUCCCUCCUCCUACCACCACACUCCCCACGGCCGCGCCGCCCACCCGAUCGAUCGUCGUUUAGCUGCUCCAGUCAACAGCCAUGAACCGCCCGACGCCGGCGCACCACGGCCACGGGGGCAUGCCGCCGCCGACGCGGCACGGGCUGGCCAGGUACGGCUCCGCGCCGGGCUCCUUCCUCGCCGCGCUCUCCGAGGUCGUGCGCGGCGACGCGCCCUCGCCCGCAACAGCGCACCACCAGCACCACCACCAGCCCCAGCAACAGCAGCAGCAGGCCGUGAGCCGCUUCUUCUCCGGGGAGUCGUCGGGGCUCACCUCCUGCGAGUCCACCUCCCGCCCGGACGUCCCCACGCUCCACCGCGCCUACGGCGGCUCCGGCGAGAUCCACGUGCCGCCCCCAGCCCUCGCGCCGCCGCCGCAGCAGCAGCAGUCCGGCCUCCUCCGCCACAGCAGCUCCCCCGCCGGCCUGCUAUCCCGCCUCGUCGGCGACCCGCACGUGAUGGGGAGCUACUCGCAAGGAGCGGGAGGCAGCAUCAACGUGAUGACGCAGCAGCAGAGUCGGCUGAGCUCGCAGUGGAGCUUCUCCAGGCAGGACAUGAUGCCGCACAUCACGGAGAUGGGGAUGGCCGCCAUGCCGGGCACCAACGACAUUGGGGAGAGCAUCGCAACCGGCAGCGCCGGCGCCGGAUGCAACAGCUCCAGCGACCUCUCCAGGAGCUUCUCCAUGAGCUCAUGGGACGACACCAACUCCAUCAUGUUCUCCUCUCCCAACAAGAGGGCCAGGGUGGCGGUGGACGGCGACGACGCCAACUUCAGCAACAUCGACUCGCAGUUUGGCCUGUCGAGCUCGUCUCUGGAAAUGCCCGGCAUGGAUGAAUACCUGCAGAUGCAGGACUCCAUCGCAUGCAGAGUCCGCGCCAAACGUGGCUGCGCGACUCACCCGCGAAGUAUCGCUGAGAGGGAAAGAAGAACAAGGAUCAGCAAGAGGCUAAGGAAGCUGCAAGAGCUCGUGCCAAACAUGGACAAGCAAACAAAUACUUCAGAAAUGUUGGACAUUUCUGUAGACUACAUCAAAGUUCUGCAGGAACAAAUUGAGAAAUUAAAACAGGACCAAGAAAACUGCUCUUGCUCAGCCAAGCAGGAAUGCUGAGGCUGGAGAACCAGAUCUACGAUGUUAUGUUGUACCAAUGUGAUUGGCAAAGCACAAGUUUUCCUUCGGAAGAUUAAGCUGUAAAUGUCGUCCGGCAUGUCAAGUUAUCUUCAUGCCCAGCUUCCCAUUUCUUGGUUUGUACUACGGAUUAGCUUCAAUGGCUCGAAGACUAGGAGAUGACAAGUAGAAUAUUGUAAUUUAAGUAUGUAAUAUAAGGCAUCGGCAAUCUUUCAUUUCAAUGCGAACUGAAUGGCUUCUGUUUA